AUGUCUGUCGUCGGCAUUGAUUUCGGCGCGUUGCACUCCAAGAUUGGCGUCGCGCGCCAUCGUGGAAUCGACAUUAUCAUCAACGAAGUCUCGAAUCGCCAGACACCAUCCCUCGUCUCUUUCGGUUUCAAGCAGCGCGCUCUUGGCGAACCCGCAAAGACCCUUGAGAUCUCCAACUUCAAGAACACAGUCGGCUCUCUCAAGCGACUACUCGGAAGGACGAUCUCGGACCCUGAAAUCCAGGAAGUUGAGGCCAAGUUCAUCCACGCGAAGCUUGUGGAUGCCAAUGGCACCGUCGGCGCCCAGGUCAACUACCUCGGCGAGCAAAAGGUGUUCUCUGCCACGCAGAUCACCGCCAUGUACCUCGGCAAGCUUCGCGAUACCGCCGCGCGCGAACUCAAGACUGGGGUUUCCGACGUCGUGAUCACCGUCCCCGGCUGGUACACAGACGUCCAGCGCCGCGCCCUCCUCGAUGCCGCCCAGAUCGCCAACCUGAACGUCCUCCGCCUCAUCAACGACACCACCGCUGCCGAGAACCCGCGGCACGUUGCCUUUGUCGAUGUCGGCCACUCGCAAAUGUCCGUCUCCAUCGUCGCCUUCUCCAAGGGCCAGCUCACCGUCAAGUCCACUGCGUACGACCGCCAUGUCGGCGGUCGCGACAUCGACUACGCCCUCCUCCAGCACUUCGCGGCUGAGUUCAAGGAAAAGUACAAGAUCGACGUCCUCUCGAACCCGAAGGCCAUAUUCCGUCUCUACGCAGGUUGUGACCGCCUCAAGAAGGUCCUGUCAGCCAACGCGGAGGCGCCUCUCAAUGUGCUCGAGGAGUCGGGCCUGACGAUCGACCAGAUCGACACCGUCGAGCUCGUCGGCGGCUGCACGCGUAUCCCAGCCGUGCGCGCGAAGAUCCAGGCAAUGUUCGUCGGCAAGACGCUCUCGACGACGCUCAACCAGGACGAGGCCGCGGCGCGUGGCGCAACGUUUUCGUGCGCGAUGCUCUCACCCGUCUUCCGUGUGCGCGACUUCUCGAUGUUGGACAUCGCCCCGUACUCGGUCAAGGUCUUGUGGGAGAAGCAGCCCGAGGACGAAGACACGGAGCUGACGGUGUUCCCGAAAGGAAACAACAUCCCGUCGACGAAGAUCCUCACAUUCUACCGCAAGGACGGUUUCGACAUCGAGGCUGGUUACGCGGACCCGACCACGCUCCCUGGAGGCAUCAACCCGUGGAUCGCGCGGUUUACGGCCAAGGACGUCGAGCCGCUACCCAGCGGAGAUUACGCUGUCGUGAAGGUCAAGACGCGCCUCAACGCGAACGGCGUCCUCUCUUUCGAGGGAGCAUACACAGAGGAGAUCGAGGAGCGCGAGGAGGCGGCGAUGCAGGUCGACGGUGCUGAGGCGGAGCCGCCGAAAAAGAAGAAGGUGGCGAAGAAGAAGGAAGUUGCGUUCGUGUGGUCGCACACCGGCCUGGACUCGACGAAGAUCGCGGAGUUCAAGGAGCUCGAGGCGCAGAUGCACGCUGGCGACAAGCUCGUGCAGGAUACCGAGGAGCGCAAGAACGCGCUGGAGGAGUUCAUCUACGACACGCGCAGCCGUUUGGACGAGCGCUACGCGCCGUACGUCCAGGCGGGCGAGAAGGAGAAGAUCCUGGUGGCGCUGCAGGAGGCGGAGGACUGGCUGUACUCAGAGGAAGGCGAGGACGCGACCAAGUCUGUGUACGUCGGCAAGCUCGACCACCUCCACGUGCUCGCGGACCCGGUCAUCAACCGGUUCAAGGAGGCAGAGCAGCGGACGCGGGUCGUGUCCGAGCUGCGGGAGACGAUCAACAACUACAUGAACCAGGCGAUGUCCAACGACGAGCGGUUCUCGCACAUCGCGGACACGGACAAGCAGUCGAUUGUUGAGAAGUGCGCGACGGUCCAGAAGUGGCUCGAGGACCAGUCGGUGCGGCAGAUGGAGCGGGCGAAGAACGCGGACCCGGUGUUCACCGCGGCGGAGGUGCUGAAGAAGAAGGACGAGAUCAUCUACUUCGCGACACCCAUCCUCACCAAGCCCAAGCCCAAGCCCAAGGUCGAGACUCCCGAGCCGCCGAAGUCGGGCACCGACACGCCCAAGGAGGACGCGAAGGCGGACCCAGGCCCGCAGGAGAUGGACGUCGACUAG
Epithele typhae is the source of this 2157-nucleotide messenger RNA. RefSeq names its product heat shock protein 70. Gene Ontology annotation, biological process: protein folding. Lineage: Eukaryota; Fungi; Basidiomycota; Agaricomycetes; Polyporales; Epitheliaceae. The transcript is spliced from 7 exons. Gene Ontology annotation, cellular component: cytosol; nucleus. The record is from RefSeq and is a predicted model, not a curated record. Gene Ontology annotation, molecular function: ATP binding; ATP-dependent protein folding chaperone. Bases 1 to 2157 code for a protein of 718 amino acids.